Molecule: messenger RNA, 545 nt
Organism: Gallus gallus (chicken)
Lineage: Eukaryota; Metazoa; Chordata; Aves; Galliformes; Phasianidae
Gene: RPL30
Product: ribosomal protein L30
Exons: 5
Coding region: 71-418 (115 amino acids)
Cellular component (GO): cytosolic large ribosomal subunit
Molecular function (GO): RNA binding; structural constituent of ribosome
Source: RefSeq, marked validated
CCUUUCUGGCGGCCCGGCCAUCUUGGUGGCGCGUGUCCGGUACCGCCCGACUUAACGCCAGGCAGCGACAAUGGUGGCCGCAAAGAAGACGAAAAAGUCCCUGGAGUCCAUAAACUCCAGGCUUCAGCUGGUGAUGAAAAGCGGUAAAUACGUGCUAGGAUACAAACAGACUCUGAAGAUGAUUCGGCAAGGCAAAGCCAAGUUGGUCAUCCUAGCCAACAACUGUCCUGCUUUGAGAAAAUCGGAGAUUGAAUACUACGCCAUGCUUGCAAAGACUGGUGUCCAUCAUUAUAGUGGCAACAACAUUGAAUUGGGCACAGCAUGUGGAAAAUACUACAGAGUGUGCACGCUGGCUAUUAUUGACCCAGGUGACUCUGACAUCAUUAGAAGCAUGCCAGAACAAACCAGUGAGAAGUAAAUGCUGUAAAGGUGGUCUUUCUACAAUAAAACUGGUUUUAGAUCCAUUUUAAGAAAAAUGUGUAUUGUAUUAUACUUCUGCUGGUUUUAGAGAACAAACUAUAUAAAUGAAGAUUCAUUAUCACUGC